UCAAAAAGGAAAUUCCCACUCUAUUUAAAGACCAAUUUUGUAGAUUUAUACGAACCGAUGACUGCAAACGAAAAACCCAAAGUACAAAAACACAAAGGCCAGGGACAUUUCAAGGAAACUGAAGCCUCGAAACGACAGUUCUUAAACCUCGGAGUUUCUUUACUUUGAAUCUCUGGUGGCUUUUUCUGGGAUUGUUGGGUUUCUCUGGUUUUUGAGUUAUGAGUUGGAGAAGGAAACAAGUUGACGCUUAUUCUCCACACAAUCCAAGGACUAAAUUGCAGAGCAGAGAGCCACAGCACCACCAAGAUUGUUGGCAAUUAGGUGCACCUUACUGGGAAAAGCAAUUCUGUUUGAUUGUUGGCUCAGUUCCAUGGCGGAGGGUUGUAGAAACAAAGAAGGAUAUGCAUCUCUAUGAAAGCAUCGUUCAAUGGAAUGAUUCUGCUAAUUUAGAGACAUUCAACAAUGAGAAAUACCGGUUUUGGGCAGCGAUUAACGGCCUUUCCUGCAACAUAUCAUUGCCAGAUCCUGACAUGUAUAUUGAUGACAUAGAUUGGAACUCCAGUAUUGAUCCUGAACUGAUUUUGGACUUGGAAAGGGAACCUGAACCCUCCAAUGAUGAGAGCCAAGAUAAAGGUGUCACUGUUGGUAAUCCUCUCCUUUUAGAUCAGUCGCUUGCAUGCAUUGGAUGGGGCGAUGCUGAAGAUGACCUAAAAAAUAAUGAAAAUCCUGCAAACUGGGGUAGUGGAUGGGGCGCUGCUGAAGAAGACUUAAAAAAUAAAGAAAAUCCUGCAAACUGGGGUUGUGGAUGGGGCGACGCUGAAGUAGACUUCAAAAAUAAAGAAAAUCCUGCAAACUGGGGUAGUGGAUGGGGCAUUGCUGAAGAAGACUUCAAAAGUAUACAGAAUCAUGCAAACUGGGGUUAUGGAUGGGGCAUUGCUGAAGAAGACUUCAAAAGUAAUCAGAAUCAUGCAAACUGGGGUUAUGGAUGGAGCAAUGCUGAAGUAGACUUCAAAAAUAAAGAAAAUCCUGAAAACUGGGGUUGUGGAUGGAAUGCGGAUAAUAAAGAAAAUCCACGGAGACCUGAUUCUACUCAGACUCAGAGCAAAGCAGCUGUAGGAGGAUGGGAUAACAGUUGGAACAACAAUUGGGAUAAUAACUUAAGCAAGUGGAAGAACAAUAUCGACGCUUCAAAGAACAUGCAUUAUGGAAGAGCUGAUGGAGCUUCAUGGGGAAAUUCAAAUGGAAAUGGAAGGAAGAAAGAUGGAGGUAGUUGGUACAACUCAAGGUAUAAGACCUCGAGAGUUCAAGGUGACUAUUACCAGAAAAACGGAGGGUGGAGUAACGGAGGCAGAAGGAACAACAGAGAUCAUGUCGGUUACGAGAACCUGGCUUGAGGGGGUAAAACUCGGAAAUGUAAGCUAAUCUGGGACUCGAAUGGGUGAGAAACCAGUUUUGCGAGUGUCUCGAGUAUGUGAUUUAUGUUGUAGUUUUGUUUUGUCUUUUGUUGGCUUUGCCUGUUUUGGGCAGAGUAUAUAGUAGGUGGGGGUAGUAAAAAUGUGAAGUGUAAUCGGCAAGGUCGUAUCUAUUCUAUUCAUUCAGUUUGUAUGUGUUGCAUUUGUGCAAUCUAUAUGUUGAAAUAAAAACCUCACCUAAGGUUUCUUAGCAGGCGCUGAAAAUUGGUUGAGAUGUAUAUCUCAGGUCAUA
Messenger RNA from Malus domestica (apple), 1704 nucleotides. RefSeq lists its product as uncharacterized. The record is from RefSeq and is a predicted model, not a curated record. NCBI's taxonomy places the organism in Eukaryota, Viridiplantae, Streptophyta, Magnoliopsida, Rosales, Rosaceae.